Molecule: messenger RNA, 690 nt
Organism: Caenorhabditis elegans
Lineage: Eukaryota; Metazoa; Nematoda; Chromadorea; Rhabditida; Rhabditidae
Gene: rgs-8.2
Product: RGS domain-containing protein
Exons: 5
Coding region: 1-690 (229 amino acids)
Source: RefSeq, marked reviewed
AUGUCUAUGGCCACCGUUGAUCCGUGGAUGCAGAAUCUUCCUCAAAUUACCAACCAGGAUUUCUUCCAUUCCUCGGGAAUCGAAUGUUGGAAUCGACAGUUUCCCGAUCACCGCGUUGUCGAGGAAAAUGGUCCGAUCAAAACGAAGGAUGCGUUGAUGAUUUUGUAUUUUAUCACAGUGAGAAAUAUCAGGAAAAACCGAAAUACAAUAACUCGUAUCAGGGAUGCACUGAAAUCACCGGUUUCAAUUUUCCGCCGCUCUCCAAAACUCUCACUUCAAGAGGAUGUGCUCAGUUGGCAGAAAUCGCCGGAAUCUCUUGCCGCCAGCGAAUACGGCAGUAAACUUUUCGUUCAAUUUCUGAAACAACAGACGUCGGCUGAUGAUGUCGAUUUUUGGCUGGCAUGCGCUAAACAUCGGUGGACAGAAAUGACACGGGAUGGAUACGAAUACGCAGCUUAUAUGAUUUACAAUACUUAUGUGUUCUGGACGUGUGAAAGAAAGAUAGAUCUACUUGAUAAAUUUUGCUUUGUGGACGACGACGGUGGCACCCCGAGAGAUGUGUUCAUCACUGCUCAGGCAUAUGUUGGGACCAAAUUUCCAAAGGAUUCGCACAAGAAAUUCCUCCAAGAUCCCAUCUACUUGAACUUCCUCCAUUCGGUAUCGUCUGCAGCAAAUCAGCAAAAGAAGUAA